Molecule: messenger RNA, 1105 nt
Organism: Sinocyclocheilus rhinocerous
Lineage: Eukaryota; Metazoa; Chordata; Actinopteri; Cypriniformes; Cyprinidae
Product: GTPase IMAP family member 4-like
Exons: 4
Coding region: 79-1095 (338 amino acids)
Molecular function (GO): GTP binding
Source: RefSeq, a predicted model, not a curated record
GUCCAGGCCUUAUGCGCCUCCUGUCACGGAGAGGAUUAAGGUUAAGCUGUGCGGGACACUUCUCUUGGACCAUCAACAAUGACCUCAAAGUCUUGGGAGGCAUUUUUCUCCCCAGAACUACUGAUACUUUGUAUAUUUGUCAUUGCUGCAGUAGGAAUUCAGAUCUUCAAGCAACAAAAACAGGAUUUGAAUGAUGGAGGCGAUCCACUCAGGAUUCUUUUGGUUGGAAAAACAGGGGUGGGAAAAAGUGCAACAGGCAACACUAUCCUGGGGAAAAAGGUUUUUAAAUCUGAGAUAUCAUCCUCCUCUGUGACUGGACAAUGUGAAAAGUUUCAUGCAAUUAUAAAUGGCAGAAAAGUAUCCGUUAUUGACUCUCCAGGUCUGUUUGACACCAGCCUGACUGUAGAUGAAGUCAUUGACAGAGUUAAACGCUGUAUCCCUCUCUCUGCUCCUGGUCCACAUGUCUUCUUAGUUGUGAUACAGCUGGGCAGAUUCACAGAUGAAGAAGCAGAAGCAGUAAGAAUUAUCCAAAUUAUUUUUGGUGAGGAAUCUUCCAUAUACACCAUGGCACUGUUCACUCAUGGAGAUCGACUGGAGGACAAAAACAUUCACACACUUGUGCGGGACAACCCAAAACUGCUCAGUUUCAUUAAAACUUGUAGUGGACGAUACCAUGUGUUCAACAAUAAAGAACGAAACCCUGAACAGGUCACUCAGUUGCUCGACCUGAUUGAUAAAAUGGUCACUGGGAAUGGUGGUCAAUACUACACCAGUGAGAUGCUUGAAAUGGUAGAGAGAGCGAUUGAGAAAAAGAAACAGCGCAUCCUGAAGGAGAGAGAGGAGCAGAGAAAGAACGAGCUAGCAGUUUUUAGUGGCAGAUUUAAAGGAAAAUAUUUUGAACAAGCAAAGAAAAAGCUGGAUGAUGAUUAUGAGCAGCGAGCAAGAGAGGAAGCUGAGAGAGACACUUCAUUUUUUGAAGAAAUUAUCAAACUUUUAAAGGACCUAUUCUAUGGAUUCUUGCAUAAAGCCGGUUAUUCUACACAGCAAGACAUGUUAUUUAACAUUAUUAAAUUUACAAAAACUGGUAAAUUCUAAUUGUGCAAAA